Messenger RNA from Mesorhabditis spiculigera, 423 nucleotides. The record is from the annotation of a GenBank genome assembly. Lineage: Eukaryota; Metazoa; Nematoda; Chromadorea; Rhabditida; Rhabditidae.
AUGGAAAGGCACGGCAUGAGCACAACAACCAUCGGAAUCCACGAACUCGCAGAAGAACUCGGAGUCUCACACUCCACCAUCCUGAAGAGCCGCAAAAAAAGGGCACCCCCUCUACAUCAAAGGCUUCAAGAUCGGCGACUCCGACAACUCACCCCUGCGAUGGUUCCGCGACGACGUAGACGCCUACAUCGAAUCCAAACGACACCAGGCCACCGCAUGAACCGACCCGCAAUCCUGCGGACGAUGAUCGCCACACCCUGGGGACACUUCUCCCCAGGGUUGGAGGUCACCGCAGUCGCCAUCAACGGCCCCACCGUCACCGUCUGCCUCGACAACAACUAUCACCCAACCGGCACAUGCCACUAUGCCGGCGUCCCACGAAACCACCUCACCAUCGCACACGACAGACAACACCAGGCGGCA